AUGAAGGGAGACGCAUUCGUUGCAUUUCAUGGAUCGUGGGAUAGAAACGUACCUACUGGUUACAAAGUCAUUCGCGUUCCUUUCACGCAAAAUACGAGCUAUCCGAUGCCGACUGGAGAUACUCAAGAUGUGUUUGGACAAACGGAUGCUGUAAACGCCGUGUUCAGGAAAGGAGUAAUGUUUAUAUUGUCCGAUGCAACUGGAGAGGUUAUCCGAGUUAGAAAGGGUUCAGAAGAUACAAAUGGAG
This is a messenger RNA of Paraglomus brasilianum, 247 nucleotides long. Lineage: Eukaryota; Fungi; Glomeromycota; Glomeromycetes; Paraglomerales; Paraglomeraceae. The record is from the annotation of a GenBank genome assembly.